CAAGCCUGAGAAGCUGGACAAACCAGAGAGCUGUGAUAAUGUCAAGGUUGUUGUGCGAUGCCGGCCUCUUAAUGAACGAGAGAAGGCUACAGGCUACAAAAUGGCAGUCAACGUAGAUGAAAUGAGAGGGACGAUAACUGUUCAUAAAACAGACUCUUCCAACGAGCCUCCCAAGACGUUCACGUUUGACACGGUGUUUGGACCAGAGAGUAAGCAGCUGGAUGUCUAUAAUUUAACUGCAAGACCUAUUAUUGACUCUGUCCUGGAAGGAUACAAUGGUACUAUUUUUGCAUAUGGGCAGACUGGAACAGGCAAAACUUUCACCAUGGAAGGGGUCCGAGCAGUUCCUGAGCUUAGAGGCAUCAUUCCCAAUUCCUUUGCCCAUAUAUUUGGUCACAUUGCCAAGGCAGAGGGGGAUACAAGGUUUUUAGUCCGUGUGUCUUACCUGGAAAUUUACAAUGAAGAAGUGCGGGACCUGCUGGGAAAAGACCAGACACAGAGAUUAGAGGUUAAAGAGAGACCUGAUGUGGGAGUUUAUAUCAAAGACCUUUCAGCUUAUGUCGUAAACAAUGCAGAUGAUAUGGACAGAAUCAUGACUCUGGGCCACAAGAACCGUUCUGUUGGUGCCACAAACAUGAAUGAGCACAGCUCCCGUUCGCACGCCAUCUUCACCAUCACCAUUGAGUGCAGUGAGAAGGGGGUGGAUGGAAACAUGCACGUGCGCAUGGGCAAACUGCACCUCGUCGAUCUCGCUGGUUCUGAAAGGCAGGCGAAAACUGGGGCCACGGGGCAGCGCCUGAAGGAAGCCACGAAGAUCAACCUCUCUCUUUCCACCCUGGGGAACGUCAUCUCUGCGCUGGUGGAUGGCAAGAGCACCCACGUGCCCUACCGCAACUCCAAACUCACGCGGCUCCUUCAGGAUUCCCUGGGGGGCAACUCCAAAACCAUGAUGUGUGCAAACAUUGGACCAGCAGACUACAACUACGAUGAGACUAUCAGCACUCUGAGGUACGCAAACCGAGCCAAGAACAUCAAAAACAAGGCCAGGAUUAAUGAAGAUCCCAAGGAUGCUUUGCUUCGCCAGUUUCAAAAAGAAAUUGAAGAGCUUAAGAAAAAGCUGGAAGAAGGGGAAGAGAUAUCUGGUUCUGAAAGCAGUGAUUCUGAAGAGGAGGAAGAAGAUGACGAAGGGGAGAUUGGAGAGGAUGGGGAGAAACGGAAGAAACGGCGGGGCAGUAGCAGCAGCAGUAGUUCAGACUCCACAUGCUCUGUCAUAGAGAAACCUCUGGAUAAGUCCUUCACUAAUCAAGCAGGCAAAAAGAAAGUUUCCCCUGAUAAGAUGGUAGAGAUGCAAGCAAAGAUUGAAGAGGAGAGAAAAGCUCUUGAAACUAAGCUUGAUAUGGAAGAAGAAGAAAGAAAUAAAGCCAGAGCUGAACUGGAGAAGAGAGAAAAAGACUUGCUUAAAGCUCAACAAGAGCACCAGUCCCUCUUGGAGAAACUGUCUGCGCUGGAGAAGAAGGUGAUUGUAGGAGGAGUGGACUUGCUGGCAAAAGCAGAGGAGCAAGAGAAGCUGCUGGAAGAAUCAAAUAUGGAACUGGAAGAACGAAGGAAGAGAGCGGAACAGCUUCGCAAGGAGCUGGAGGAGAAGGAGCAAGAACGCUUGGACAUCGAGGAGAAGUACACCAGCCUCCAGGAAGAAGCACAAGGAAAAACCAAGAAGCUGAAGAAAGUUUGGACCAUGCUUAUGGCUGCAAAAUCAGAGAUGGCAGAUCUGCAACAAGAGCAUCAGAGGGAGAUCGAGGGAUUACUAGAGAAUAUUCGGCAGCUGAGCAGGGAGCUUCGCCUUCAGAUGCUCAUCAUAGACAACUUCAUCCCACAGGACUACCAGGAGAUGAUUGAAAACUACGUUCACUGGAACGAAGACAUUGGAGAAUGGCAGCUGAAAUGCGUUGCGUAUACAGGGAACAACAUGAGGAAGCAGACACCUGUCCUGGAUAAAAAAGAGAAAGAUCCCUUUGAAGUGGACCUUUCCCAUGUUUACCUGGCGUACACUGAAGAAAGCUUGAGGCAAUCUCUGAUGAAGCUGGAGAGGCCGAGAACUUCAAAAGGAAGAUCCAGGCCCAAGACGGGUAGAAGAAAACGUUCAGCAAAGCCAGGAGCCGUCAUUGACUCUCUGCUGCAGUAGGUGUGACCUGUCAGAAUUGCCGUAAAAAAAUAAUCAGUGAGUGUGUAAGACUUGCCCAGAAUUUGGAAUUCAAGAGAUGGCACAGUUUGACAUGGCUGUAAAAUCCAUGCCUUGCUGGUAUGGAGCUUUAUUUUAAAAAGAAAUAUGUAUUUUUCCUUAGUUGCCCGUAUAUUGUAUGUUAUAUUAACAUAAUAUUAAACUGGUAUAUAAGAUGGUUGUGAAA
Messenger RNA from Calidris pugnax (ruff), 2405 nucleotides. It is a transcript of the gene KIF3A, whose product is annotated as kinesin family member 3A. Gene Ontology annotation, molecular function: microtubule binding; microtubule motor activity; ATP binding. The record is from RefSeq and is a predicted model, not a curated record. The transcript is spliced from 18 exons. The coding region runs from base 101 to 2182 and encodes 693 amino acids. Lineage: Eukaryota; Metazoa; Chordata; Aves; Charadriiformes; Scolopacidae. Gene Ontology annotation, biological process: microtubule-based movement.